GGAGCCUCCAGCUCCGCCCCGCCGCCGGCCUCCGUCGGCGCGAUGGGGCCGCGCUGGCUGCUGCUCGCCGCCCUCCUGCGAGCCGCGGGCGGCCGGGAUUAUUCAUUGCCUUAUACGCCACAGUUUGCACAAUGCAGAGACCCCAGCACUGAAUUCUAUGAAGAAAGACUUAACAAAUGUUGCAGCCAGUGCCCUCCAGGUCAGUAUAAGACAGAGAGCUGCGGUCACAGUGUGGACACAAAGUGCAGUCCUUGUAGACCUAACACAUAUACAGCCAUCUGGAAUCGGUCUCCUCAGUGCUUUGCUUGCUCACCACCCUGCAGGAAAGGAUUUGUACAGAAUCAAACGUGCACUAAUUCACAGGACAGAAUCUGUAUUUGCCCACGCAAUGAGUACUGUAUUUCAAAAAUAUACCAGAACUGCCAGAUAUGUAGAGUGCAUAAAAAAUGUGGAAAAGGUUACCGAGUUUUCAAAAGAGGAACAGAUAGCACAGAUACAGAAUGUAAACCUUGUCCUCCUGGCACUUUUUCAGAUGAGGAAUCUUAUGAUACCAACUGUAUACCACACACAGUUUGUAAAUCAGUGGCUGUUCCAGGAAACAGCAUGAAUGACACUGUUUGCCGUGACUCAGGAAGAGCAGCUGCCACAGUUCUACCUCACACUGUUGUAAACGUGCUCCCUAUCCAAAGUUCAACUUCCAACAAACCUGACGUAAUAACUCGACCUGUCAUACUAAACUCUGUACCCGACAUGUCUCACAUCAUCGGAUCAGUAACAGGGCCAUUGUUAUUGGUCCUGUUAAUCACAGUUUUGGGAUAUUGCUUAAUCUCAAAAAAAAAAGCCCUUGCAUACUUGCCACCAACUAGAGAAGCAGAUGCGCCUUUUUCCCCUUCAGAGAAGCAGUGUGACAAAAAGAUAAGAAAUACAGGAUCGCAAAACUCCAGCAGCUGUCAACAGGAGGAGCAGCAUCUCUUGGAAACUCCUGGGUCAAGCAGUAGCUCCCUGAAUAAUCCAACUGGGUCUGCAAAAGUCAGUGUAAUAAAUAACAAGAACAAUGAAAAGAAAGAAACAGAAAGAUUUCCACAGCAAUAUUCAGCUGCAGAAGGUUGUAAGCUUCACAGUGGAGACAGACACAACUCUGCAAGUUCAGAACACUCUGGUAAUGGAGGAACACAGGUGAAUGUGACUUGUAUUGUUAAAGUAUGUAAUCCAGAUUGUGGUUCCCAGUUCCCAGAACAGACUAGUUCAACUAGCAUGGAUUAUGGAAAUGUUCGUUAUUAUUCUCCAACAGGGGAAGAAAUUCCCCUUUCAAAAGAAGAAAACUCCUUGAAAAAAGAAACAGAAAUUCACAUCUCAGUGGAAGCCAAGGACAAUUUACUUCAGGACUUUCUUCCCGAAGAAAAGAAGUUUCCUCUGGGUGUUCAAGAUGUGGGGAUGAAAACUGUUUAAAGGAGAUAACAGAUCAUACACUGAUUGACUGAUAAAUUCAUCAGAUAACCCCUUAUCUUCUAAAACAAAUAUGUUAAAUGUAGCAUUCCUACAGAGUCUUGAAAUCUCAUCUGAGUAUAGACAUUUAUUUUUUGAAGUUUUUACUCUCUUCUAUGGCAGCUUUGAGAGUUGAAGGAUCACCAUUGCAGCUUUGAAAAAGUUAUGACUUUUUAAUGCUUUUUCUUUUAAACUGAACGGCCAACUCCUCCCUUUCUUCUGUGAUACCCUGAAAAAACCUUUGCUAGCUUUGAAAUGUUUUUCUAACUUGAUGCCAUUUACUUUUCUCCUGAAAUUUCUUGUGAUGAUAAUUUAGGAUCAGGUGUGCCAUGUGUCAAAAACGUGACUGUGAACACCACUUCUGAGUGACUGGAUUAAAAUUACCAGUC
Oxyura jamaicensis (ruddy duck) is the source of this 1874-nucleotide messenger RNA. RefSeq names its product tumor necrosis factor receptor superfamily member 1B-like. Gene Ontology annotation, molecular function: tumor necrosis factor binding; tumor necrosis factor receptor activity. Gene Ontology annotation, biological process: extrinsic apoptotic signaling pathway; negative regulation of neuroinflammatory response; regulation of T cell proliferation. The coding region runs from base 43 to 1449 and encodes 468 amino acids. Lineage: Eukaryota; Metazoa; Chordata; Aves; Anseriformes; Anatidae. The record is from RefSeq and is a predicted model, not a curated record. Gene Ontology annotation, cellular component: membrane. The transcript has 10 exons.